Messenger RNA from Sphaerulina musiva SO2202, 372 nucleotides. Its product is annotated as zf-DNL-domain-containing protein. Gene Ontology annotation, cellular component: mitochondrion. The annotation marks the transcript as partial. Gene Ontology annotation, biological process: protein import into mitochondrial matrix; protein stabilization; protein folding. Lineage: Eukaryota; Fungi; Ascomycota; Dothideomycetes; Mycosphaerellales; Mycosphaerellaceae. Gene Ontology annotation, molecular function: zinc ion binding; protein-folding chaperone binding. The transcript has a single exon. The record is from RefSeq and is a predicted model, not a curated record.
CCGCUCACUACUCGCGAAGACACCAGCGCCGCCGACAAAGAUGCCAUCGCAGCUCGCAAAGCUCUCUCGCCAGCUUACCAACUGUGGUUCACUUGCAAAAAGUGUCUCGAGCGCAGUGGGCAUACCGUCUCAAAACAGGCCUACCACUUUGGAACCUGCGUGAUCAAUUGUCCCAAAUGCAAAUCCCAACAUUUGAUUUCCGACAAUUUGAAGAUUUUCGAGGAUACCAAGAUGACCAUGGAGGACAUUGCGAAGAAGUAUGGAGAGAAGUUAAGGAAAGGGAGACUGGGCGCGGAUGGAGAUGUGGAGUUUUACGAUGAACGGGCUGAUGAGAUUGUGGCUCAGGAGGGGGAGGCGAAGAAGGAACAGGAU